GGUAAACUAGUUGCCAUUCACCGUGUUCCACGCCACCUUAGUGCCCGCCACGGCCACUUCCUCCGCUCGCAGCAGCAGCGACGAGUUCUUGCGUCUACUCGUUCUUGGCGCCGAGGUCCAUUCAUCUACCCACCAAACCAACCAACUCUCCAUUCCCCUCCUCGCAAGAUCCGCCGCCCAAGAUUCGCCUGUGCCAAGAUCCUGACCUUUGUCGAAAAAGCAAGAAUCUUUCCGACAGAGCGUAUGGUGGCGGUCGCGGCCGGGAGGCGGCCCGUGGUCACCCGCCGGAGGUCGGGCUGCGGCGGCGGCGCGCAGCAGCAGCCGCAGGCGCAGCAGCAGCGGAUGCUGGCGGUCGCCGUGGCCGCGCGCGUCGCCGCCGCCAAGCCCGCGGCCACGGAGGCCGCGCUCUAUGGCGGCGCCGGCGCCGGCGCCGGCGACGACGGCUGCUGCGUCGAUUUCCUCGUCUGCCUGCUCCGGGCGAUGGGCGUGACCCCCGCGAGCACUGGGCCCGCGCAGUUCAAGUGGGCCGCCCGCCCGCUGCGGAGGAAGCGGUCCUCGCCGCGCGUGGCGCCCGCCGAGGGAAGGCGCCACGACCUCGGGGACGCGGCCGAGCGCGUCGCGGGCAACGGCGCCUGCGCCACCGCGUCGCUGUACACGAUGCAGGGGAAGAAGGGCGUGAACCAGGACGCCAUGGUUGUCGUCAAGAAUUUUGGUUCAAAAGAUGGCACCAUCUUUUGUGGUGUUUUUGAUGGCCAUGGACCACAAGGCCAUUUGGUUUCCAAGAGGGUCAGAGAUAUUCUCCCUAUGAAGUUGAGUGCAAAUAUAGGAAGGGAUGAAUACAAAGAGAUGUCGAAUACCUCUGUUACCAAUGGGACAACUGAAGGAGGUAGCGCAAAACCUGUGGUUGAAGAUACUGAUGCUGCCCUUGGAACUGUGGAGAAUGGAGGGUACCCAGAAAUCUUCACAUCAUUAAGAACCUCGUUCUUGAGGGCAUUUUAUGUGAUGGACAGGGAUCUGAAGUUGCAUAAAGAUAUUGAUUGUUUGUUCAGUGGAACCACAGCAGUCACAGUGAUCAAGCAGGGGCAUGAUCUUAUAAUUGGUAACCUGGGAGAUUCUAGAGCUAUAUUGGCCACUAGAAAUGAAGAUAAUCAGCUUGCCGCUGUUCAGUUGACAGUGGAUCUCAAGCCAAGCAUCCCAAGUGAAGCAGCACGGAUCAGGGAACGAAGUGGCAGAGUAUUUUCUCUCCCAAAUGAACCGGAUGUUACUCGUGUUUGGCUUCCGAAGUACAACUCACCAGGGUUGGCAAUGGCAAGAGCAUUUGGAGACUUUUGUCUAAAGAGUUAUGGUGUAAUUUCUGUCCCUGAAGUGUCGUACCACCGCAUCACGGAAAAGGAUGAGUUUAUCGUGUUGGCGACUGAUGGGGUGUGGGACGUACUUACCAACUCUGACGUUGUCAGCAUCGUCAGCAAAGCCACUUCAGAGGCCUCAGCAGCCAGACUUCUUGUCCAGUCGGCUCACCGUAUGUGGAGAACACGCUUUCCCACUUCGAAAGUUGAUGACUGCGCCGCUGUCUGUCUAUUCUUCAAAACAGACGCGACAAAAUCCUGUGACCUGGGAACCAAGGAUUGGGCAAAUGAUGCAGAACCGGUCAGUGGUAAGCAUUCCUUGUCUGUCAAACCAAGCAGUGUGGUACCUGCCGAGCUUGUUUCCUCAAUGGUCCUUAAUGGUGACUCAACGCCUAUCGCUUCAACAAAUUUGCCGAAGCCUACUUCAGCUGCAAACGAUAGCAUGAAAGAUUGAGCUUCCUUGCGAACAAAUGACUUCAGUUCGUUGAAGAGUUGUGUGGUUUAUUGUGCUUACACUGCUCAAUGUUGAUGCGAAGACUGGUGCCAGUUUGAUUUGCAGUGUGUCAGUGUAUAUACCACGAUUUUGUUUUUGUAAAUUAAUAGCAAAUCAGUUAUAGGUCGUGAUUUGUUAUUUUUGUAAAGUAAUGUUUGUGGUCUGUCCGCUGUUGACGGCGUUGCCAGAUUCAUGUAUGCCACUGCCUUUUGGCCUGUUCAUGGAACCAAGUUUUUGUGGUGGGUA
Lolium rigidum is the source of this 2085-nucleotide messenger RNA. RefSeq names its product probable protein phosphatase 2C 38. Bases 244 to 1800 code for a protein of 518 amino acids. Gene Ontology annotation, biological process: protein dephosphorylation. The transcript has 5 exons. Lineage: Eukaryota; Viridiplantae; Streptophyta; Magnoliopsida; Poales; Poaceae. Gene Ontology annotation, molecular function: protein serine/threonine phosphatase activity. The record is from RefSeq and is a predicted model, not a curated record.